GAUGGGUUGGCGGAGGCGCUCCUCUGCAGCAGUGUGAUCUGAACCAGUGACGCGCGGUGGGAGCCCUACCAUCAGGAGCAGAAUGAGUGCCUUGAAGAGCUUUCCUGAGAUUGACGAAGAAUUGUACUCUCGCCAGCUCUAUGUGCUGGGCCAUGAGGCCAUGCAGAGGAUGGCUACAACUGACGUGCUGGUCUCUGGAAUGAAGGGCCUGGGAGUGGAGAUUGCCAAGAACAUUAUUCUUGCAGGAGUGAAAUCUGUCACUGUCCAUGACCAGAAUGAUGCUCAAUGGAAUGACCUUUCCUCACAGUUCUAUCUGUCAGAAGAUGAUGUGGGGAAAAACCGAGCUGAGGUCUCCCAGCGCCAUCUUGCAAAGUUGAACCACUAUGUCCGUGUGAUAGCCAAUACCAAUGGGCUGACUGAAUGCUUCUUGUCUAAUUUUCAGGUUGUGGUCCUGACCGACUCACCCUUGGAGGAACAGCUGCGCAUUAACGAUUUCUGCCACGCCAAUAGCAUCUGCUUUGUCCUCGCUGACACAAAGGGCCUGACAGGACAGCUUUUCUGUGACUUUGGAGAACACUUCACAGUGUACCAACCUUCGGAGGCUGAACCUGUCUCUGCUGCUAUUCACCACAUCACUCAGGGUAACCCAGGAGUAUUGACAGUGGCCUGUGAUGAUAAACAGGGACAGUGCCACAAAUUUGAAAAUGGCGACUGGGUGACAUUCUCAGAGGUUGAGGGGAUGACUCAGCUAAAUGGUUCUGAGGCCGGCCCAAUCCGUGAGAAAGAAAAAUACAGCUUGGAAGUUGGAGACACGUCUUCCUUUUCUCCAUACAAGUGUGGUGGGAUCAUCACUCAAGUCAUGAAGCCUCAAAAUCAUUCCUAUAAGUCCCUGCGUGCCUCCAGGGCUGAUCCGAAGAUCAAGACACCAUGUGGUGCUAAACUACCUCGCUUUCACACUCUCCACGCAGCCUUCUGUGCACUGCAUGUCUUCCGGAGUGAGUUGUGGCGACUUCCUAGGCCCAGAGAUGAGGCAAACGCAGACAAGAUGGUGGAGCUGGCGCAGACCCUCUACGUGGGUCGGGAGGCACUUCAAGAGGAUCUGGUACGGACAUUUGCUUAUGGAUGUGCUGGUGACCUGAGCCCUAUCAAUUCCUUCAUUGGAGGCGUAGCUGCCCAAGAGGUGCUGAAGGCUGCCUCAGGGAAGUUCACCCCGCUGGACCAGUGGCUGUACUUUGAUGCCUUUGAGUGCCUGCCUGAAGAGGAGCAGCUGACGGCAGAAGACUGUGCUCCGCAUGGCAGCCGCUACGAUGGGCAGAUUGCCGUCUUUGGAGCUGACUUCCAGGAACGGCUGGGGAAGCAGAAAUACUUCGUGGUGGGAGCCGGUGCCAUUGGCUGUGAGCUCUUGAAGAAUUUUGCAAUGAUUGGCUUAGCUGCUGGUCAGGGUGGGAACAUCACCGUGACAGACAUGGACACCAUCGAAAAAUCCAACCUCAACAGGCAGUUCCUCUUUCGACCGCGCGAUGUGUCUCAGCCGAAGUCAGAGGUGGCAACAACUGCCAUAAAACUCAUGAACCCCAACAUCAAUGUGACAGCUCAGCAGCAGCAUGUUGGGCCAGACACGGAGCGCGUCUAUGGGGAUGACUUCUUCCUUGGCUUGGAUGGGGUAGUCAGUGCCCUGGACAACUGGCAGGCCAGAGAGUAUGUCGACCAGAGGUGUGUGCAGUGCCUCAAGCCUCUGCUUGAUUCUGGAACGGAGGGCACCAUAGGGCACGUCCAGGUCUGUGUGCCCUUUCUGACGGAUGCGUAUGGCCCAGCUCAGGAUGAGGAUGAGAAGUACGCUUUUUGCACCUUGCGCCAUUUCCCCAGCGCCAUCCAGCACACGAUACAGUGGGCCAGAGAUAAGUUUGAGGGGCUUUUCAAAACGACAGCAGAGAAUGUCAACAAAUUCCUGGCGGAUCCCAGCUUCCUAGAGACCCAAGAAAUGGAGGCUUUGGAGAUGCUGGAGCUUGUGAAAAUCAGCCUUCAGGAGAAGCCGCACAGCUGGGAAGACUGUGUGGCCUGGGCCUGGAGACUUUGGGAGCGCCUUUUCUCCCAUGAUAUCCAGCAGCUGCUGCACAACUUCCCACCUGAACACGAGACAAGCCCUGGACAACCUUUCUGGUCGAAUCUCAAGCGAUGCCCACACCAGCUGGAUUUUGACUGCAAAAAUACCACCCACACGACCUUCAUUUUGGCUGCCAGUCGCCUCUUUGCCCAAACGCACAAGCUGCGUGUGAAGGAGGAUGAAGAGCUUGCCCGCCAAAUCCUCCUCGAUUUGCAUCUAACACCUUUCCAGCCAUGCCAAGGAGUGCAUAUUCCCGUCAAUGACCAAGAGGUGGAGAAGCCAUGGGGCGCUCGUGAUCAGAUGAGGCUGGCUGCACUGAGGGAGGAAUUGACAGAGCAAAGGCAAGAGCUGGGAAAACGCAGUGCCCUCGUCUCUGGUCAGAUGGAGCCCAUUCACUUUGAUAAGGAUGACGACUCCCACUUGGACUUCGUCAUGACUGCAGCCAAUCUACGAGCUGACAACUAUGGCAUCCGUCCUGCUGAUAAACUCCAGGCCAAGAAGAUCGUGGGCAGGAUCGUGCCUGCCAUUGCCACGACGACAGCAGCUGUAGCUGGCCUGGUGUGCCUGGAACUUUACAAGCUGGUGUGGCCACACAGGCAUCUCAGUUGCUAUCGCUGGAGCAACCUGCAGCUCUGGGAGCCCUUGCUCUCUCGCUUCCAGCCGAGGUCGCCUAAAACAGCAUACAAGUAUCACAAGAAGACAUGGAGCUGCUGGGAUAGAAUUGAGGUGCCAGGUUUGGAUGCCGAUGGAGAGGAGAUCACCCUGAGGGACCUCUGUGAUCAUAUCCAGAGGGAGCACUGCCUGGUGCCAAGGAUGCUACUCUAUGGGAAAGCUAUUCUCUAUGCUGGAUAUGAGAAAGAAGAGUUAAGAGAGCAGCAGCUUUCCUCCAGGCUGACAGAACAGAUUCGCAUAACCACGGGAGAGUCAGUGUCUGAGAAGCACCAGUUCUUGGUGUUGUCAAUGGUCUGUGAAGAUGAAGACAAUAAUUUACCACCUGUUCAUGUCUGGCUCCAACCAAUGAAUUGUGAAAAAUGAGGUGUGUGGUUGGUGUGCAUGUGUGUGUGAGAGAGAAAUAUAAAAUGGAUAAUACUAACCCUAAACCAGACCCAAAUUGAAUGUGGCAGGCCCAACUCUAUUCGAAGCAGGAAUUCACUCUGCUUUGAUGAAGGCAGUGAUGCCACACACUGGACCAGUUUGUAUUAUCGCUCUGGGUUAAACAAGCCAUGGUGUCUUGUUUAAGCCGUGGCACAUGCUGGGCACCGAACCUGGGUGGGUUUGAACCUGAGUGACAUGGUUUUUUGGAGGGGGAAACAACCCUAAAAUAACCCAUGGGAAGUUAUUGGGUUAUUUGAAUGUUGCUCUCAACCCCCCACCCCACAACAAGCCAUGUUGCCCAGAUUCUGACGGUACAACAAGCUGCACCUGGGCAGGUGAUUAGGCAAAUGGUGCCCAGCAUGUACUGUGGUUUAAACCCCAUGGCUUGUUUAACCCAAGACGAUAGUGUGAACCAGGUCCAUGCUAUAAAGUGCUACAUGGAAUCAUACAGUUGAAAGAUACCUUAGAGGUUAUCUAGUCCAACUCCCUGCUCAGUGCAAGAUCUGUAAUUCAGAAUGCAGCUACAGACUCUGCUUAGACACCUGCAGCAAAGGAGAGCCCAUCACCUCCUGAGGCAGUCUGUCCAACUGCUGCACUCCUCUUACCUUUAGGAAGUUUCUCCUAAUGUUUGGCUAAAAUCUGCUGCCCUGCAAUUUCCACCCCUGCUUCUAGUCUUCAGGCCCUUGGAAACCAUAGAUAACAAGUCUGCUCCAUCUUCUGCAUCACAGUCCUUCAUAUCCUUCUGUGAACGACCCAGAGAGCUUCAGCUAUUGGGCGGUAUAAAAAUGCAAUCAGUCAAUAUCUUUGAAGACAAGUUAUCAUGUCUCCCCUUAAUCUUUUCUUCUCCAGGCUAAACACACCCCACUCUUUCCACCAUUCCUCAUAAGACUUGGUUUUCAGACCUUUCAACGCUCUGGUUGUAAUAAACAUACAUUUGUCCCUA
Molecule: messenger RNA, 4142 nt
Organism: Elgaria multicarinata webbii
Lineage: Eukaryota; Metazoa; Chordata; Lepidosauria; Squamata; Anguidae
Gene: UBA7
Product: ubiquitin like modifier activating enzyme 7
Exons: 25
Coding region: 83-3139 (1018 amino acids)
Biological process (GO): DNA damage response; ubiquitin-dependent protein catabolic process; protein ubiquitination
Cellular component (GO): nucleus; cytoplasm
Molecular function (GO): ubiquitin activating enzyme activity
Source: RefSeq, a predicted model, not a curated record